UCAGAGUCAAAAACGUUAGUACAAAAAGAGAUAUUUCUUUUGAUUUCAACAUUCAUUUUAAAUUAAGUUAUCAAACACCAUUUACAAAUCACAAGCAGUUAUAUAAAAAUUUGUGCGUCGCAGUGAACAUAUUCGGAUUUUUAUGCUCAGAUCAUUAGCUUAGCUGAUAAAAAAAAAUUGGAGGAACGAAACGUUGACGAAUGGUUGUCGGUUUUUAUUUCGGCACAAUUUCUUGUUAAUUUUCCUCAAUAUUGGCGUUCUUUUCAUAAUUCAUUUAGUGCAAUAAAUAGAAUAAUGGGUCUCACAAUAUCUAGUGUUUUUACAAGGCUUUUCGGAAAGAAACAAAUGCGUAUACUCAUGGUGGGGCUCGAUGCCGCCGGUAAAACCACUAUACUAUACAAGUUAAAACUUGGUGAGAUCGUGACUACCAUACCUACUAUUGGAUUCAACGUCGAGACUGUGGAGUACAAAAACAUUAGCUUCACGGUAUGGGAUGUCGGCGGUCAGGAUAAAAUAAGGCCAUUGUGGCGUCAUUACUACCAAAACACACAAGGACUUAUUUUUGUGGUAGACUCGAGUGACACAAAGAGAAUAGCAGAAGCUGAAAAUGAGCUAGCUAAUAUGCUAAAAGAAGAUGAAUUAAAUGAUGCAGUUAUCCUUGUAUUUGCCAACAAACAGGACAUGCCAAACGCAAUGACCGCAGCUGAGCUUACAAAUGCUCUCAAUUUAAACAACCUGAGAAACCGUCGUUGGUACAUUCAGGCAACUUGUGCAACGCAAGGACAAGGGCUCUAUGAGGGCCUGGACUGGCUUUCAAAUGAAUUGGCAAAGAAGUGAGACAUGUCAUAGUUGGUAUUCAGAGGGGAUCUACACAUAAUACAUUCCCAUGACAAACGACAUCUAACAUCGUGAAUGUUGUUCAAGCUAUAUAAAACCAAGAGACUAUGAAAAUUUAUAUGUAAUUUAUAUUAAUUAGGGUAAAUAAGGUGUAUUUUCAUCCACAUUAAGUGAACUUGUCAGACAUAACAAUUUACAUUAGUAUUAAAUUUUUUGUCUUUCUCUUUAACUUUUAUAUUAUUUGUAAGGAUUUCUUUUUUCAUUUUGAUUCAUUCCAUAUUUUUUAAAGUUAUUCUGAUUUUGUUCAUGAAUAGUUUAUCAAUUGAUUUGUACCAAUUGCAUUCAAAACAUAGAUUUAAUUGUUCUUAUUGAGUAAUACAUUUAUAUAGUGUGAUAGUAAUUGUUUAUAUAUUUUGUAAAUUAAAAAUUCGAUGCUUAAUUACAGUAUAAUCUCUGCACAAUUAUUUAAAAUCGCAUGCUUUUACCGAAUUGCGAAAUAUUUGAGGCUGGCAUUACUAAACAAUUUUCUUGCUACUAUCCUACAUGUUUAUACAUUAGUAAUCGAAGACACCACCUUUUAUACAGUAUGAACUGCCUAAUAUAAAUUUACCUACAAAUAAAUGCUGUGCUGGAGUAAUGUAGAUAAUUCGAUUCUACAAAUUUUCCCUUUAAGUUUCAAAGCUCUUAUCAUAAUAGUGACAAUAAUAAUUUCACAUACCAUAGAUAAAUAAUUGCAAAUGUUUAUAUCCUUCAGUGUUAGGUGUAUAAGUAAAUGUGACUCUGUUGCACAUUUCUUCCGAUUUAAUUUUUAUUUUAAAUUAAUAAAUCUUGAAAGAGAUUUGUGCAACUAAGUAGCACAAAAUGCCUUUUGUAUUCAUGAAAAGUUGCCACUUUUGAUGUAAUCUAAUAUAACCUUUUAUUAAACUCUCAGACUCUGGUGGAUGGGUAUAUUGUCUGUAAUGAGUAAAAACUAUGAAAACGUCUUCCCCAUAGGAUGCACUUAAAAAUACGGAGAGCGGAUGAGUAGCCAUCUAGAUAAUUCUUACUUGAUUUUUCCUAAGGUUGCAAUAUAAUAUAAUGUAUAUAAUGAAUAAAAUGUCCCAUUGGCCAAACAUUGUAACGUUUUAAAUUUCUAUCUUGAUUAAAUAUGCUAUAUAAAGAUAUUGGUAAGAUUAGUGGCAAAUAAAAUUGUAGCUGUAAUUAUCAAAGAUUUUUAUUUACAUCAAAAUGCAAUAAUGGCAAAUUAAUUCGGUUCAUAAGUUAACAAAACAAAAAUCAAUCUUAGCAAUAGAUAGUGCAUUAAAUUAUUUGUAAAUAUAGAUAUAUUGUCAUACUGCAUAAACAUACAUACCUAGCUAGUAAAAACAUAAAAGUGAGUAACUACCUUACAAAAAUAUGGCGAUAUUAUAAAACUUUUCUAUGCUUGUAUCGUGGAGAGUUUUCUGAUGUUUCCAAUUUUUAUUUACCUAUUUGUGACUCCAAUUUGCAUUCCGUUUUUCAACAAAACUCCGAAUUCCUUCUUGACCAUCAUCAAUAUUGAUAUUUUGUACCAUAGUGUCUUCACCCAACUUAUACGCUUCGAGCAGAUCUAAAUCAA
Molecule: messenger RNA, 2434 nt
Organism: Amyelois transitella
Lineage: Eukaryota; Metazoa; Arthropoda; Insecta; Lepidoptera; Pyralidae
Gene: Arf102F
Product: ADP-ribosylation factor 2
Exons: 4
Coding region: 295-837 (180 amino acids)
Biological process (GO): intracellular protein transport; vesicle-mediated transport
Cellular component (GO): cytoplasm; plasma membrane
Molecular function (GO): GTPase activity; GTP binding
Source: RefSeq, a predicted model, not a curated record